CAACACUACUAUAUAACAAAUAAUUUGAGCUGUUGAAAGGAUGCAAGACCCGAAGCUAAGUACAAUGGACCACCUCUCUACGAAAAGCUCGGUAUUUCAUCCUACUCAGCUGGGAGCAGGGGGUCAGCAGGAGAUAUUCAGGCACAUGAAGCGACACUAUGACAGAUUGGGCCGGGUUACCGCUGCCACUGAUUCUUCGCCUCCUAAAUCUUAUAAAACCUCUACUUUGGCUCGGGAUAGGGAGAAAAAGCAUCACGUGGUAGAUACCUUCAAACUUCCAGUUACUUCAAAGUUUAUUGAGGAGCACAUCCAGAGACAGAGUCAGCACAGUGAAAUGAUAUCGUUACAGACCAAAGACUCAGACAUUCAAAGUAUCUUAAGACAUGUUCCGGAACUAAGGAAGAAUAUUAAGUUCAAAUCAAAAUCAGAAACUAGUCUUGGAACAAAUGAAUUGGAAGUCAUGGCAGAUGGUAAACCAGAAAAAGAAGAAGUUAUUCCAAAAAAAGAAAAGGAAAUUCUUCCAAGAGAAGACAAAGAAGUUGUUCUAAGAGAAGAGAUUCCUUUGACCAGCCGCAGUCUCAAAACACCUCUCACUCCAAGAACACCCCUCCGCAACUCUGAGUAUAGAAGCAACAUUGUUGGAACCACUGAACAUGACAUGGAGAUGAAGUAUUUGACAUUUGUAUCAGAUAUAACGAGAGAAAUCUUGACUUCCUCCAUCUCGAGUGACAGAGCGUUAAACAUGUUGUUUGAGAGACAUCUGAACCUGAAUAAGGGGAACCUCAACGAGUCUAUCAUGAGAAUGCGAGUAGAGGAACUGAAAAUAAAGCUCGCCAUAAAGUCCUGACAGUGUUAUAAUAAAGAACAUGUGUACAGUGUAAAAUAUGUAUAAAGAUUGUUUUUUAGUGCCCUUUAACCACAUUUAUCUCUAUUUUUAAUGUAUUGUGAACACUCCUAACAUUUAUUUGACUGUCUUAGUGUCUAGACGGGUUUAUUAACGACCGGCGGGUUUAUUAACGACCGGUGAAAAUGUGGUUCGGGAAAAAUAUGGCGAAAUUACCCUAAACCCACCACUUUAUCCCGGUCAUAAUAAUCCCGAGUAAGGUAAAUACAUUUCCUUAUAUCAUGUAAUCACUUGUCUUAAUGUAACCAGAUUUUGCAGCUGUUUUUCUAUAUUACAUGCAUGUGAGUGUUACUAAGUGUUUUGUGUGUUUUUAUCCGAUAAAGAUAUUUGAAAGUUUGAGUCUGCCAUUGAGUGGCGUAUAUCAUAUUUCUAUAAUCUAUAACAUAUAAGCAUAUUAUGUAAAUAGUGUAUGUAGAUAGUGUACAGUAUCAAAUGUGUUUAUUAGUAGCAUUUUAUGUUCAUUUAGAAUCUUUAUUCUUAUUAUAUAAGUGUUUAUAAUUAUAAGUGCUUAUAAUCAUCUAUAUUUAUUUAUAUUUUCAAUUUAUGUUGAUAUAUUAGCGACGUCACACAGUUUGGCAUCUUAGCAAAAAGUUUAGGCUAUUUUUCUAUACUGUGUUAAUUAAACUGUCAGAAUUGUAUAAUAAUGUUAUCAGCUCGCCAUUACAUUGGUUUCGGAUU
Messenger RNA from Bolinopsis microptera, 1582 nucleotides. RefSeq names its product spermatogenesis-associated protein 7 homolog. Gene Ontology annotation, biological process: microtubule cytoskeleton organization. The record is from RefSeq and is a predicted model, not a curated record. Gene Ontology annotation, cellular component: axoneme; ciliary basal body. Bases 41 to 847 code for a protein of 268 amino acids. Lineage: Eukaryota; Metazoa; Ctenophora; Tentaculata; Lobata; Bolinopsidae. The transcript is spliced from 8 exons.